Scheffersomyces amazonensis is the source of this 554-nucleotide messenger RNA. Its product is annotated as pyruvate transporter. The transcript has a single exon. Bases 59 to 400 code for a protein of 113 amino acids. NCBI's taxonomy places the organism in Eukaryota, Fungi, Ascomycota, Pichiomycetes, Serinales, Debaryomycetaceae. The record is from RefSeq and is a predicted model, not a curated record. Gene Ontology annotation, biological process: pyruvate import into mitochondria. Gene Ontology annotation, cellular component: mitochondrial inner membrane.
AAUUAACCUCAAAAGUGUUAGAUUUUCAUAUAUAAUAUAUUCAUUAAGAUAAUUAAUAAUGUCAGCAGGUUUUAAAGGAUUUAAAGAGUUUUUAUUUUCCAAGCAAAGCUUGAGAUAUGUAUGUUCAACUCAUUUUUGGGGUCCAGUAUCAAAUUUUGGUAUUCCUGUAGCUGCGGUAUUAGAUUUAAAUAAAGAUGCCGAUUUAAUUAGUGGUCCAAUGACUGGUUCUUUAAUUUUAUAUUCAUUGGUGUUUAUGAGAUAUUCAUUGGCUGUGACACCAAAGAAUUAUUUAUUAUUUGGUUGUCAUUUUGUUAAUGAACUUGCACAACUUGGUCAAGGUGCUAGAUGGGUAAAUCAUCAUUAUGUAACUGGAAAGACAGAAGAAAAAGCUACCAAUUAAGAGAAUCAAUGACGAAACGAACCCUUAGUAUGAUAUAGAAGAUAAUGAUAGAGUUGCCUCAACAUUUACAGUACAGUACAGUUCAUUAUUUUUAUUUAUUUAUUAUUCUUAUUAAUAUUACUAAUAUUAUUAUUAUUAUUAUUAUUAUUAUUAU